Messenger RNA from Funneliformis mosseae, 1413 nucleotides. The record is from the annotation of a GenBank genome assembly. Lineage: Eukaryota; Fungi; Glomeromycota; Glomeromycetes; Glomerales; Glomeraceae.
AUGGAGUCGGUUUCUGAACAAGACAAAAGUUUAUACUUUGGUUAUGAAGCUGCACCUAAUAAGAUCAUCCCCUCAAGACAAAUUUUUGUAAUUGAGUAUCCAGGUUAUGUAAAAAGUGUUGAUAAAGUUUUACAAACUUUAGGUGGUGAAAAAGGUCUCAAGAAGGCUGUAAAUGAGAGUCUUAUGGAACUUCGUUUUAGACCUGAUGAUCCUUUUUGCCAUCCUAUUAACGGAGAUGUCAUACCAACAUCGAAUCUUUUGCUUAAAGUAACUAGACGCAAGAAAAAACGUCAAAAUAAAAAUAUGAAUCGCGGGGAUGAAGGGAAUGCUAACGUAAAGGAGGAUGUCAAAUUUGACAUUUUAGGAAUCAUAAGUAAAACUUGUCGGUUCCGAGGAAUGUCAGAUUAUCAAUGCAUCCCAAGCAUAAAGCAUCCUAUACUUGAAUAUAGAAAGGCACUUGAGUCUUUGGAUGUUGAUAAGAUAAUGGGUUUCGAAUCUAUUAUAAAUGAUAUAAAAGAAGAAAGCAAUUUGCCACCCCCUUCUUUUUCACGCGUAGAAUGUCCAAUGGAUUACGGAUAUCAACAAAAUACGGCUGUUGUCAAAGUGUUGGUUAAAAAGAAUGAUGACCAGUUCCUUGACAUUACAUUACCUGUUCCAGAGGAGCCGCCACCAGAAUCUCUAAAGAAUAUUGAACGAAUACCUCAAGAAAGUAUAGAUCGAAUUCGUAAGUUAUUUGAAGAACGUCCAGUAUGGACGAGAUUCGCAUUGGAAAAUAAUUUACCUCCAAAUGAUAUAAGAAAUAUCAAAAGACUGUUGCCUUUGGUCGCGUAUUUGAUGUCAAACGGUCCGUGGCGUGAUUGUUGGAUGCGUUAUGGAUAUGACCCACGAUUAAAUAAGGAAGCAAGAUUCUAUCAGCUGCUGGACAUUAGAAGCUCUCGAAGACCUACAAAACUUGGGCGAGCGAAACGUUUGCUUCACGUACGAGAGGAAGCCACAACGGAAAAUGGAGGCACAGAUAAUUACAAUUCACGGACUUCACAUAUCUUUGAUGGAUCUUCAACAUGUCGAGAUGUUGCGGUUUUUCAAAUAUGUGACAUAACUUAUCCUUUGUUAAAAACCAUUAUUGAAUCACCUGAUUCUGUUCAAGACUUUUGUGAUGAACAUGAUGGAUUUUAUAAACGUAGUGAAUUAACAAAGAUAAGAAAGAUUAUGAGACGAAAGUUCAGGGCAUUAACUGAAGGUAAAGUUGAUGAAUUAAUGCGUAACCUGCAAGCAAUGCAAGGACAAGAAGAUUUCGAACAAGGCGACGAGGGAAUGUUUUAUUCAUUUGAGGAUUUUGAUAAUUCAGAUACGUUUGAGAACGAAAGCGAUUAUAAUGAAGUUGAAGAAGAGUACGAUGAUUUUGAUGUUUAA